Molecule: messenger RNA, 1307 nt
Organism: Trichobilharzia regenti
Lineage: Eukaryota; Metazoa; Platyhelminthes; Trematoda; Strigeidida; Schistosomatidae
Source: the annotation of a GenBank genome assembly
GUGGUCUUCCUAGACUUUGAGAAGGCGUUUGACACUGUUCACCAUGACCUUCUCCUACAUAAAAUAAGCCAGGCAGGCAUAGGUGAGCCACUUCUGUCAUGGUUGAAGGACUACCUAGCCGACAGGCAAUUUUGCACUAAGGUUAACCGAGUCCGAUCAUCUUGGCACAGAUCGUCAUCAGGAGUGUCGCAGGGUUCUAUCCUAGGACCACUGAUGUUUUUGAUUUUCAUCAAUGAUCUACCACGCCGUCUGAGCUGCCCGACUCUCCUGUACGCUGACGACGUAAAAAUAUGGAGGGCGAUAAAGUGUCCGGAGGACUCAGAUAGGCUACAGGAAGACCUAAACCUUCUGGAAGACUGGGCGGUGGCCAGUGGCAUGACUUUCAACUUGAAAAAGUGCAAAGUAGUGAAGUUGCGCACCUGUAGACUGCAGAAUGCAAGUUACACCCUGUGCAAUGAAAGCUUGUCCUGCACAACGUCGGAACGCGACUUAGGUCUAGUUCUAACGGAAAAAAUGGACACAAGCGUAAAUUACACAGGGGAUGUAGCGAGGGCAUAUGCGGUCAUACACUUUACGCAUAGACAGUUAGGUGCACUCACUCCUGAGCUCUUUCUAAUGUUGUACAAAACAUACGUCAGGCCACACCUUGAGGUGCAUAAUAUUAUUGCACCCCCAAUGCUGAGAAGAGAUGCCAACCUCUUGGAAAGAGUCCAACGACGGGCAACAAAAGGAGUGGUUGGUCUCCGAAACAAACCAUAUGAUGAAAGGCUGAAGAAAUUAGGCCUGUUCACACUUAGUUACCGUCGGCUUAGGGGGGAUUUGAUUACUGCCUACAAAAUAACAAAUGACCAGAAUCACCCAAACAAAGGUGUUCUGCCAUUGAGUAGGUAUAGGCUUCCACGUGGAAAUCCCAGAAGGAUAGCUCACCAGAGGGCAAGGACCCGGGUGCGCUCCCACUUCUUUUCACUGCGGGUUUGUCGUCCCUGGAAUUCCUUACCGGCAGAUGUAGCUAUGGCACCGUCUUUGGACGCCUUUAAGCGAAGGCUGGACAACCAUGCAGCUAUACAAGGACUGCAUCCAAAUGGCCUAUCUCCUUAAAAUCGCAUUUACCAAUCAGGGUAGAUAAUUAAACUCGUCAUUUUACUUCUUUACAUUCUCUCCCGUCUUACUCUCCUGACAACUUAUUAAUAUUAUAAUUACUAUUAUUAUUAUUACUAUUACCGAUAUAUAUAUUAUUCUUCAAACUUCAUGAGCUGACUGUUGUUACGUUUCCUAUUUUCGUUUCUGUCUCUUAGUCUGAAUAGCUU